AUGGCAUCUGUUUCAACGGCUCCGGCGCCAGGGAUGCAUCAGAUUGAUCUAUCUAAACUAAACCUGCACCAGUUGGCUCAACUCAAACAACAAAUGGAUCAAGAGUUAAGUGUUUUCACAGAUUCAUUACAAACUCUCAAAAUAGCCCAAGGAAAAUUCGUGGAAUCUGGGGAAAGUGUGGAAAGAAUAACACCGGACACUAAAGGGAAGACUAUUUUGGUUCCAUUAACUAGCUCUAUGUACGUUCCCGGUGCAAUAUCAGAUACAGAUCAUGUUUUAAUUGAUGUUGGAACAGGCUAUUAUGCUCAAAAGGACAUUGAUGGAGCAAAAGAUUACUUCAAAAGAAAAGUUGCUUUUGUGACAGAGCAAAUGGAGAAAAUACAAGUGUUGGCAAUUGAAAAAUCGAAAGUAAGAGAUGCUAUUUGUAUGAUGAUUGAAAUGAAGAUGCAAGCUCAAUCUCAAACCCAGAAGCCGUCAGCUUCA
This is a messenger RNA of Iphiclides podalirius (scarce swallowtail), 483 nucleotides long. The record is from the annotation of a GenBank genome assembly. NCBI's taxonomy places the organism in Eukaryota, Metazoa, Arthropoda, Insecta, Lepidoptera, Papilionidae.